Schistosoma margrebowiei is the source of this 3195-nucleotide messenger RNA. NCBI's taxonomy places the organism in Eukaryota, Metazoa, Platyhelminthes, Trematoda, Strigeidida, Schistosomatidae. The record is from the annotation of a GenBank genome assembly.
CAAAUGUUUAAGAUUUUUAGAUGUUGUGGGCUGAAGAUGAUAAGUACUAGAUGUAAUUGAGCCUCUGUGACGAAUUUUUACUUUCCAAAUGUUCGACCACUGCCCUUAGACAUGCUGGUUCUGUUCAUGGAAGUUCGGCUAAGUUUUACAUACUGCAAUAUUGUAUAUUAAAGUUUUAAAUGAAGUAUGAAAUGUGAGCUAGUUCCAGUAUAUUGCUGACCAUUACCUUGUACAAUAGAGUGAAAAUGAUUAUGUGAUGACCAGAAUUGUGUAAGUUAUGCAGUCACUUCUUGUCAUGUUAUUGAGUUGAUAGACUCGGUAUCAAAACACUAACUACAUAUUUGUGUGAAUAGUUUACGUUAUAGAGGAUAGGUUCGAUUCCCUCACUGAACUGUUCUAUGAUGGGAUAUCUAUCAGAGAGUGACCUCAUUUGAUGCUAGCCGUUUCACUUCUGUUAUCAAAAUAUCUGUGAGAUGGAGGAUUAAUUGACAAGCUCAUCUGUUAUAUUUCCGCGUAGUUUUCGUAAUAGUUAGUUCAAUUAAGUGUUGUUAAGUUUUAUUUUUGUUUUGGCUACUGCACAAUAUGCAUCAAUGUAUCUGUUGAUUUCUACUUUGGUAUCUAGUGAUUCUAGUGUCGAUAAUGAUCAUCGGUUGCUCCAAACUUUGUAAUCUACUGAAAUCAUCGCUUUAUCAUAGUAGAAUUCAACCGAUCACUGCUUGUAGCCUUUUGUUGUGGAGACGUUCCCAAUCACACUACAAGGUCAAUUUAUCUACUCGUGAUCUUGUGGAAGUGGUUAACCAAAAAGCCAAAAUUCACAAAUAUAUAAAGCCACAAGAGCCUGAAAAAUCUUUGUACGUGAAUAGUCUGGAAAGAUGUGAUUCAGAAGAGGAUUUGAACGUCAUAUCGGAAAAUGAUCAGUUGGAUUUUGGUGCUCUUAGUGCGGAUAAUGUUUGUCAACAACCAUAUAAUGAGUCAGUUAUUUCUGGAGAAAGGGAAGCAAUAGAAUCUGUUAUCGAUGAACUGUUGAGUACUGAUGAAGUUGAAGAAGAUCCUGUUGACUGUUUAAGAUUAAGUAAUGUUUAUCGUCGUCAUCCUCAUGAACAUUAUUGUGAAUUAAUAAAACGUUAUUGUAAAGCAGGUGAUACAAAUUCAGCAUUAUCCGUAUUUUUCUCUGAAAUGUUGGAAAAGGAUCGUGUUCUCCCAUCAAGAUUUCAUGCUCAUAUGGUUCUGGAUGGUUUGGCCAGAGUUGGAGACAGUGAGAAUGCAUUUCGCGUCUAUAAAAAGAUGACUGAAUUGGGUAUCGAUGCAACCCAGGCAACUUACUCACGUCUGUUUCGCGCUUGCGCUGAGGAUAUUGCAACAUGGUUUCGAAAGAAUAGAACUUUUAUGCCACCUGUUGUAAAUCGUACUGAGAACCAUUCAUCGUUAUUACAGCGUAAAAUGCUGGCUCUUCAGAAAGCGUUGGCUCCAGACAUGUCGCCAGAUAACUUUGGUGGACCUGCACUUCAUAAAGUGUAUCUUUUUUGGCGUCGUUUAAUGGAAAGAAAUAUCCCAAUGAAUCAAUUUACAUACAAUACACUUAUUUUGGCUCUUGCCAAAGCUGGUGAUAUUCAUGGUUGUCUGCGUGCCUUGGAUAUGAUGUUGGCAACUGAAGAUAUUGAUCGAUUUUCUCGAAAAUCAAUUGGAUGUAAAAAUAAAUUGUUGUUUGCCGAUUCUUUCACUAUAUCAUCUGUUCUCUCGGCUAUUGAAAUAGCGACUUCGAAAAGCAAUAUCGAAUCGUGUCAUCGACGUAUGGGCUUAUCGAAACAAUCAGCGAACUCAAACGAUGUUUUCAAUCGUGUUAGCCCAUUCCAACUAGCUUUAUCUUUAUGGCAUGAUUUAGUCCCAUUGUCAAAUAAUGAUGUUUCUCAGCAUCAUUUCACUCUACUAGCCAGAAUAAUGGGAUUGCAAAAUGACUGUUUGGAUGCAAAUAAUAAUUGUGAAGUUGUUUUUGUGAAUAACACUCGUUAUAAGUCAUUUCAAGAUAUAUUUAAAUCUUCUUCUGGCGACUCAUCCAGUUCUGUAAAUCUAAUACAUCCUUCCUGUACAUCACGUGAAUUGGCGUCAAUGAUGAUUGCACAAGCUACACAAUCUUCAUUAAUAAGCAGCACGUCUGCCAUUGAAUUAAAGUCGACCAGUAAUGAAUCAACGAUUGAUGAAACACCGGAAUCGCUUCAGUUUGAUUGGAAUGAUACAAUGUUAGCACUUCGUAGCCCAAUAAAUCUUCUUUUGCCUACUGAUAAACCAAUAGUAAUUUGUGGACCAAAAAACCAAUGUAUGUAUCCUUGGCAACGUCUUGCUCUCGUUGGUGGAUUGUAUGGUCUCCUGGAUACUAUUGUAAAUCAUUUCAAAUUGAAACCGAAUAACAAUUUUUUUGCACACACCGUUCGUUUGCUGCCACCACCAGUGAAAUCUGAUCAGUGUUACACAAAAGAUACUUUUGAUACUUGGGAAACAGAAGUUUUAAAUUUACUUUCAAAGUUUAAACUAAGUGCUGAUACUGCACUAUACAAUUCUUUUAUUCAUCGUAGAACGUCAUCUGGUUUGAAUGCUAAUCAUUUAUUAGCAGAUAUGACUCGUAAAGGGUUAAUUCCUGACCAAAUUACUUGGGGUUGCAUAGCUCGAGGUUGUCAAACAAAAGAGUCAGUUAAACAACUUCUACGUGGAUUUGAGAUUGCUGCUACAACACCACUAUCUUCCACUGAUUUGGCGACUAACAGUAUAUCUCGUGAACAAAAUGUCCACUCACAAAUCGUUAGACCAAGUUUCACAUUCUUCAGUAAUUUACUAUCAACACAUGGAUUUGAUUGGGAGUUGAAGGCAUUUGUUCUUGAAUAUAUGAGGUGUCCAAUUCAUAUAGAUGAUUUGUCUGAUAAAAAAUCUGCCAUACCGAAACGCGAUGUAUAUGGAAACCAAGUAUCCAAUCAUUUCGAUGGAUUUAUGUUAGAUCGCCGAGUAAUCGCAUCUAUUGAUAUAGAUAUUGGUUUGUUUCGAGAGCUUUUGGCGAAUGGUGUAAUUCCGAAAGAUGGUUCACCUGUUCAAGAAUCAAAAACUGGUGGAUUUCAUGUCUAUCCAAAUGCUGUUCGUUCAUUUUAUAGAUUUUAUAAGAUCUAUAAAUCUUGGCUGCGUGAAAGUCCUGUGGCGAAACCUUGUUAA